Messenger RNA from Brassica rapa (field mustard), 1146 nucleotides. RefSeq lists its product as uncharacterized. The record is from RefSeq and is a predicted model, not a curated record. NCBI's taxonomy places the organism in Eukaryota, Viridiplantae, Streptophyta, Magnoliopsida, Brassicales, Brassicaceae.
AUGGCUGCAAAAGAUCUUGUCACUAAAGGUCUUAGACGAACAAUAGGAACAGGGGAAUAUACACUGGUUUGGCAAGACCCGUGGAUACCGGAUGAGACCGCCAUGCCUCCUACGAUAACACUUGGUUAUGAUCCGAACCCGAGAGUGUCUGACCUAAUCGAUCCUAUUCUUUGUGGGUUUCUUGGAUACAACAUUACCUCUUGCAAGAAAGCUCCUUUUGGGAUGUUAGAGAUGAUUCGAACGGAUCUUGGAUAUGGCGGAAACUACUGCAGUUGCGCCCCCCUGGCUUAUCAGUUCUUUAGGUUUGAGAUAGGCAAUGGAAGAAGGGCUUUUUUCUGGUUCGAUGGCUGGUUUCAUGUGGGGAAAAUAAUCGACAUUACUGGAGCUGUUGGUACACGCUAUCUUGGCCUUAGACGGAAAGCGCGGGUAUGUGAAGCAGUCUCAAACUCCCAGUGGAACGUAAGAGACCAGCGGAGUAGACACUAUCACAACUUGCAUACGAUAAUACAUGACGUACCAGUUCCUGCACUUGAGCUUGGUGAGGAUGUGAUCCUUUGGCGGCACUCAGAAGAUGAUUAUCACGAUAGCUUCUCUGCUAUUAAGACGUGGCAUCAGAUUCGACAUAAACGAGAUGAAGUUAAAUGGAGCACCAGCAUUUGGUUAGCUCAGGGGGUACCGAGGUUUGCAUUCAUAACCUGGUUGGCAGUUCUGAACAGACUUGCUACUGGCGAUCGAAUGCGAGCAUGGGGUCUUCAUCAGGAGUGUGUUCUAUGUGGUGAGAAUGAUAAGACGCGCAAUCAUCUAUUUUUUGGCUGUCCGUACUCAUACACACUGUGGGACAAACUGGCUAGCAGAUUGAUUGGUCCUGGAAUCAACCCUGAUUGGAAUGAUAAUCUGAUGAUGCUUCAGACAAGGCGCUUUACUAGAGUGGACAAAGUUCUUGUGUGUCUUCUGUUUCAGGCGACUAUAUACCACAUAUGGAGAGAGCGGAAUGCUAGACGACAUCACAAAGGGCCUCAGACACUGGAGCAGGUGAUAAAACUGACGGAUAAAGCGAUAAGGAACAGGAUCUCAUCUCUUAAAUAUGCAGGGGAUCAUAAGUUAGGUGGUCUUAUGAGUAGAUGGUUUGAGAUUAAUGGCAUUUAG